GAAACGUCGACAAGAAUGUGACAAUUCAGGCAGCACUUGGUUUCAACCUAUGAUCGCACACAAAACGUGACACUGGCCCGUAUAAGCCUCCUCAAGCGUUGCGCAAGGCUCAACGGUGAUUUACGACGCGGCCACUAGCAAGGCUGACUCGGCGCCACAUGGGGGCAAAAGCUCGUGUUAACCCGUUGGACUCUCUCCCCUUCCCAACAUAUUAUCCCCGUCGACAGUCCAAAUUUUUAUUCUCCACUGUUAUCAAGACCCUUUUUCUUCCUGCCAAUGGUUCUUGACUAAGGUUGGUAAAACCCCGCGCCAACAUGCCACGAAAUAUGCACAAUCCGUUGCCCGCAUCGCUUCACAGCGAAUGCCUUAAGGCCCGACAGAUUCUAGAAUCGUUCAUCGAUGGCUCCUUUACAGGCAGCCCGGGCAAGGAAAUGCCGACGCGCUUCCUCGGCGAAGCCAAGGGUCUCGCUAUUAUCACCGUCAUCCGAGCCGGCUUUCUAGGAUCAGCCCGAGUCGGCUCGGGCAUUCUGACCGCCCGACUCGAGGACGGCAGCUGGUCGGCGCCGUCAGCCGUCGCAACGGCCGGAGUCGGUUUCGGCGGCCAGUUCGGCAUCGAGUUGACGGAUUUCGUCUUCAUUCUGAACGAGCGCGCCCUGCGCACGUUCUCCCGCACAGGGAGUCUCACGCUGAGCGGGAACAUCUCCAUCGCGUUCGGGCCGUUCGGGCGCAGCGCCGAAGUCUCCGGCGGCGCCAGCACGAACGGUCUGGCUUCUAUGUUUAGCUACUCCAAGACGGUGGGCAUGUAUGGCGGGGUAACGGUGGAGGGCGGGAUGCUGAUCGAGCGCAAAUCCGCGAAUCGGAAGUUCUACAAGACAAAGGUCACCGCGGACCAGUUGCUUCGCGGGGAGGUCCCUCUCCCGGACGCGACGCAGUCCUUGAUGCGCGUCCUAGGCCAUAAGGUGUUCGAUCCCCCGGCGGAGAUGGAGUCCCGUGAGGUCCCGGUCACUCGUGAAAUUUCUCAGCCUGAUGGCGUGGUUGAACUGUCGGCGCGUGCGGAGGCUCAGCCGCCGUCUGAGCUGCCUGUUGAUUCGGGUCGAGGUGAUCUGUCACCGACUCCGUCUCCCCGCCACGGGAACGUGAGAGAUUUAGGCAUUGUAACGGAGCUCGAUGGGACGCCUUGUACACCGCAGCCGGCCGAGCUAUCUUCAGAGCCCGUUGUACUGUCUUCGGUGGCAGGGCUCCCGGCAAGCGUGUCCGAGAAGCCUUCAAGGAAGCCAUUACGGCAGGAUUCUGGACAGUCACCAGGAGCACAAGAUGCGGAGCCCACUGUCCAACCAUCGCCAGAAUCCACGUCUCCAGCUGAACCCACGGAGAAGGCAGCUGCAAGCAAUAAUGGACCACACGAAGAACGUCCUGCAGCAUUCACAAUCAACGCCUGAGCGAGUGUGGUAUUCCCACUUUUCCGGCGGAAUAGGUGCAUCGCAUGUCCAUCACAAGGUCUCGACUGGUAUUUCCAUUCGCCACCCAGGACAAAAAAACAUUGUAUAUAGACUACCUUCAGAUUGUACAUACUUGAAUUAUAUCCCAUUUUCAAUCCAGC
Molecule: messenger RNA, 1600 nt
Organism: Aspergillus steynii IBT 23096
Lineage: Eukaryota; Fungi; Ascomycota; Eurotiomycetes; Eurotiales; Aspergillaceae
Product: DUF500-domain-containing protein
Exons: 3
Coding region: 315-1439 (374 amino acids)
Biological process (GO): actin cortical patch localization; actin filament bundle assembly
Cellular component (GO): actin cortical patch
Molecular function (GO): actin filament binding; phosphatidylinositol binding
Source: RefSeq, a predicted model, not a curated record